AGCCUCCGCUCUCCUCCAGAGACACACCUCCAAACCCUCCUCCACUUGCGUUCAAAAUCAGCAAAUACAUCAAAGGUACUGUUUGGUCCAGUUGUGAAUAGUCGUUUGUGCUUCCUUGUUUCUCCGUCAGCGCCCUCCAGGCCCCCUGACGUGUAUUACAGAGUGGAGAAAAGAGACACUGCUGAAUCUUUUCUACUUCAACUCGUGUGGAAGGACCUUGACCUCCUUGAAGCCGGCGGUCGUAUCCUCGGAUACCAGGUGAGCUACGAGCCAAUGAGGAAGCAGCCUCUGCAGGACAUAUUCAUUCAGAAUGUCACAGAGGCGAUAGCGCUGAUGUCGGUGGAGGCCGGGAACUGCAGUGUCACAGUAACAGCCUUCAACAACGCCGGCUACGGGCCUGCUGCACAUCUCAGCAUCGACACACAGAAACAGAAGACGCUCUCUUCAGUCAGACACCUGUGGGCUUCUAGUUCUUCUAUGGGCCUUCUGGUCCAAUGGGAGCCCCCCACAGACCCCCCUCCUUCUUUCCUGUCUCUCAGUCAUUAUGCUCUUCAGUGGCGCUCAGAGACUCGACCGUCCACCACCCACUGGACCACCGUGGACAACUUCUCCACGUCGACAGUUAUACAAGAUGUUGAUCCUGAAGACUCGUACCUGAUCACCGUGUUUCCUGUCUAUCAGCAGCAGUGCGGACCUCCUCAUUCACUGCCCGCCAGUCUGCAGCAGGGAGCUCUGAGUGAGGCGGUGAAGCUGAGGAUAGUAGACGUUACCAAGACAACAGUGACAGUUGUUUGGGAGUGGCAGCAGAAGUCUGGACCAAUCAGAGUGGAUGCAUAUGAAGCAAUGCUGAGUGGAGAGUCAGAGGGGAAAACUCUCUCCCUGUGGCCGGACAAACAGCAGCACACCUUCCUCAACCUCAAACCCAACACUGACUACUCUCUUCUCCUAUUGGCUGAUGGCGCCUCCAGAAGUAUCAUCGCCGUGACAACAGACUUCGAUGAAGUCCCGCUGGUUGCCACAGCGACUCCUCUGAUGCUGCUCACUGUUACUGUGUUCAUCAUCUCCAUCCUGUCCAGGACUGUGUACAAGUCGUACUUCUUCCCGCCCAUCUCAAGUCCUCGAUGCAGCACGACAGGCCAGUGGCUGAUGGAACCGAACAACCAGAAACCUGCAGAGAGACACAUCCUGGACAUAGACGACUUCAUGGUGAUGGAUUUACUGGGACCAAAAAGUUUCAUCACCGUCAGUUCAACCUGUGAGCCGUCACCAGCGGAGGGGCUGCAUGAAGAAGCCCCCCUGCUGUCCAUCAGUCAGCUCUUCAUCCAAAUGGACCCUGAGUAUGUUUCUGAUGCUCCAGUGUUCACAGAGCCUCUCCUGGCGUCUCUCCAGACCUCCUAUCAUCCCGUCUACACUGUGAGCUGCAACUAUACUGACCAGGACCAGGACCAGGACCAGGACCAGGAAGUGUUUAUAUCUGAGGCCUUUCUUCAAAAAGAGGAAGAGAGCAGAUGGGACUUUGAGACGUCACCUCACAGAGAAACGCUCGUUAAAAGCUCAUUUCAUGAAUUCAUGGCGAACAUGAACAGCGUGUGCGUCUACCAGACGAGCUGCAGGGCGGAGCUUGUGGGGAACUCGUCUUCCUCUCAGGGGAACAGGGAUGUUGAAACCAACUGUUCAUCUCUGAUCUGUGAAAAUGAUUACAUCGCAAACAGCUGCUCUCCUGCACAAACUACAGAUGAAGACUGAAGCACACAGGUACGACAUGCUAGUGCCCCCUUGUGGCUGUGACGCUGCAGGAAAAGACCUCUGACGGCAAAAAGGCAAAAAUGUGAAGACUUUGUUUUUACAGAGCAUGCACAGUGUGUGUGUUCACAUGCUGAUGUUAAAGUAAAUGUGUUUUUCCUUCUGCAACACAUCAAACAACGAGCUGUUUUUUUUAUGAGGAAGAGCCGAUGAGCCAUGGAAAAGAUCUACUCUGCUUCCCUGGCAGGUCACACACGUGCAAAAUUUUGUGUAAAUACUGCAAACUUCAAAACAAACUAGGGCCCGACUGAUAUGGGAUUUUUGAUUUUUGAGGCCGAUACCAAAAUUAGGAAGAGAAAAAUUGAUAUAUUGGCCGAUAAUUUUCUUAGAUCUUUGUUCGAUCUGUACAGAUUGAUGGAUAUAGAUAUACACAUGUAUCAUGUUGAUCCCUCAAAUGCAGUUAUCAAACACUUAUAGAAAAGAUAAAUAAUGACAAGAUAAUAAAGACAAGAUGGUCAGAGUGAUGAUGCUGUGUUGUAUGUUGUAAUGAAUAUAGCGCCCUCUGCAGGUGACAGCCAGAAAGAGAACUGUUGUGUUACUACGAAACUCAAAGGAAAUGUUAUUUGACUGGUGAAUACAUAUCUGGGAUCAAAUUAGCCGAUACAGAUAGUCACUUGGUGUGUUCAUAUCAGUCGAUAAAUCAGUUUGGCUCUAAAACAAAUAAUUGUUGAUGUUCUAAAGAUAUGUGGAAAGAAAGCUUUUUGGUUUUGUGCAGCGUCUCCAGACUGAUCUAACACGUUAAACUCAGAACUCUUGAUAUUCUUGUGAAAAUGUGAAAUCUGUUGAGUUAUCUUCUUUGUCAUUGUUGAAGCUAAGUGCUAAUGUUAAUCUCUCGCUCAGCUCUGAUCUCUCUCUCUCAAUAAAACUCAAUUCAUAUAAA
Molecule: messenger RNA, 2683 nt
Organism: Labrus bergylta (ballan wrasse)
Lineage: Eukaryota; Metazoa; Chordata; Actinopteri; Labriformes; Labridae
Source: RefSeq, a predicted model, not a curated record